AUGAACAUUUUUCCGCGACGCUGGGUUUGCACACGAUGUGCCAACUCUAUAACGAGGCGGCCUCGCACUCCUACAGCUGAUUUCACCCGGCAACUUCGAGCAUAUACUUCGAAACCUCAAGUUGAAGAUGGACGGCCAUUCCGGAUGGCUGUCAUCGGGUCCGGUCCGGCGGGCUUCUAUACCGCAUACAAGGUCAUGUCGAAGAUACAGAAUUCAAUAGUUGAUAUGUAUGAAUACCUGCCCGUGCCUUAUGGUUUGGUCAGGUUUGGUGUAGCUCCCGACCAUCCUGAAGUCAAGAAUUGCCAGGAGAAAUUCGAAGAAGUCGCAGAGUCUCCAAGGUUCAACUACAUCGGGAACGUGUCCAUUGGGAGUCAUUCACGAGCCCUUCCAUUAGACAUUCUUUUGCCACACUACGAUGCGAUAUUAUUUGCAUACGGAGCAUCAAAGGAUCGAAAUCUAGGUAUCCCUGGAGAAGACAAACUGAAAGGCGUAUAUUCAGCUCGUGCUUUUGUUGGAUGGUACAAUGGUCUUCCCGAAUACGCAGACUUGGAGCCGGAUCUUACCCAAGGGGAUGAAGCGGUAGUUAUUGGACAGGGAAAUGUCGCUCUUGAUGUGGCCAGAAUCCUUUUGCAAGAUCCAGAUAUUCUGAAAUCUACUGAUAUCACCACGAACGCAAUAGAGACUCUAAAGAAAAGCAAAAUAAAGAGAGUGCGAGUUGUAGGAAGGAGAGGCCCUUUACAGGCUGCGUUCACGAUCAAGGAGAUCCGAGAGCUUGUGAAACUACCAACUGUUGCAUUCCAUCCUAUUGAUUCAUCACUGCUGCCAGAAGACAUCUCAAAGCUACCCCGAGCACCUCGACGUAUCAUGGAAAUUCUCCUGAAGGGAUCAAGUGCUUCGGUUUCAUCAGCGGCUAAGUCAUGGUCACUUGACUUUUGCCUUUCCCCGGCGAGCUUCAAUCCAAGCUCUACGUCCCAGUCUCAGCUAGGAGGGGUUUCGUUCGAGAAAACCAAACUGGUUCCGGAUUCCUUCGAUCCUUCUGCUAAAGCUAGUGGCACUGGCGAAAUCAUUAACAUUCCCUCAUCGGUAGCUUUCCGCUCAAUAGGAUACAAGUCAGAGAGUCUACCUGGGUUCUCGGAAUUGGGCAUCCCAUUCAAUGACAGGUUAGGCAUCAUACCUAAUGACCAGUUUGGGCGUGUGAUCAAGGCCGAUGAGGACUCCGGAUCUGCAAAACACCUACCAGGAUUGUAUUGCGCUGGAUGGGUAAAAAGGGGUCCAACAGGCGUCAUUGCAAGUACUAUGCAGGAUGCCUUCUCAACAGCGGAUGCAAUCGCUGAUGAUUGGCACUCCCAUGCUCCAUUCCUGAACGCAGAAAAUGGUAGCUCUGGCCUCGGCUGGGAUGCAAUCAAAGGCGAGGCUGAGGCACGAGGCUGCAGGAGGGUGACCUGGCGUGACUGGCAAAGAAUCGAUGCUGCGGAAAGAGCCAAAGGUCAAACGAACGGUAAAGAGAGAGAGAAGUUCACAAAAGUAGAAGAGAUGCUGUCAGUUCUUGAUUGAACAAUAAGCAAUCAUAACGUAAAUUCCAUGUAUUUUUAAUUUAAAUUACUGCUUGAGCUUCUCAGUGAGCUCUGGCACCUUAUCAAAUAAAUCUCCCA
Messenger RNA from Amorphotheca resinae ATCC 22711, 1652 nucleotides. RefSeq lists its product as hypothetical. The coding region runs from base 1 to 1554 and encodes 517 amino acids. Gene Ontology annotation, biological process: ubiquinone biosynthetic process. Gene Ontology annotation, cellular component: mitochondrion. The transcript has 3 exons. The record is from RefSeq and is a predicted model, not a curated record. NCBI's taxonomy places the organism in Eukaryota, Fungi, Ascomycota, Leotiomycetes, Helotiales, Amorphothecaceae.